AUGUCGCUCACGACCUCAUACAACCAAGCUCGGAAUGCUGCAGCGCCUAGUAGCUCGCAGGUGAUCCAGACAUCCUCCGACCAAAAGAUCGUCAGAUCCGGCAACCACGAGGUCAACGACAUGAUCACCGCUGGUCCUAGCAACGAAGACUUCGCUCGACUUUCCCGGGCGGAUGCAGUCGUCGCAAACACAUUGAGGGAGGACGAAGUGUACCCAGAUCUAGUGGAGUGGCUAGGCAACCCCCAGACACAUGCCAGGCUGUAUGCUGCUCCUCCAUGGGCGCCUGUCACAAACAGGAGAGUGUUGCCCAUUCCUGACGAAGUCAUCGAGGCUAUCAGCUGUGAGUUUUCGCCGCAGGUUGCGAGUACUCGCCAAGAGAGUAGCAAAUGCGAGCUUGGGCUGUCAUGGCUGCUUUCUCGUGAGGCUGACUCGUAAAUGCGCCUCGCGUGUCAGCUCCACAAUCCCGAGCUGCCCAGGGGUUAUUUCCCUCAAUCUCGAGAGCUUGGAUCAUCAUCGACACUCGCUUGUACUUGUGGAGCUACAGUGAUGGCGGUAGCGGCGCAUUCGAAUCCUUUGAGCAUCCAGACAGCGUAAUUCAAUCUGUUGGUCUCGCUCGGCCGAAGCCAGGCGUCUUCAUCGAUUCCAUCUCGCACCUUCUUGUCGUUGCGUCAACUUCCUCUAUCAUGCUGCUUGGCAUCUCCUUCGAGUCUAGCACGGCUUCGGCAACCGGGGAGAACGGUGCCAGUGGCUCCAGUAACCCUCCUGAAAGUCUCAAGCUCUACAUGACCGCAAUACAGGCCAACACGGAGGGCGUAACGCUGGCCAACAUCCGGGGCACCGAUGACGGCCGCAUCUUCGCAGCAGGUUCAGACAACAACCUUUAUGAAAUCUCGUACACCUCCGCUGAGGGGUGGUGGUCCUCAAAAUGCUGGAUCACCAACCUGACCCAAAAGCGUUUUGCGAAUCUACUUCCAACCAUCUUUGGUAGCCCUGCACAGCGUGAGUCUUUGGAAACCGAGCGCAAGUGUGCAUGCCCUCGAAGAGUGUCCACUGAUUCUUCUCGAGUGCAACAGAGGGGAUCUCUGCGGUAGAAGUGGAUAGCAGCAGGGGAUUGAUAUGGGUACUGUGGGCUAAACGGGAAAUCGAACUUUGGUGCAUGUCGCCAGGCGUGGCGCCGCGAUCCAUUGCUCGCUCUACUGAGGUAGCCAAGUCCAUCAGCACUUUCCUUCCGAACGCUUCCCUCUGGGGUCCACCAGGAGACUUCUACAUCGAGUGGAUUGGCGCAGUGCCAGCUAAGGAAAGCAAGACUGCCCAUCUCGUCGCUAUCACCAACAGAGGUGUCAGACUCUUUUUCAGCGCUUUCCAUUCUUUCGGAUCCAGGCCCGAAACGGUGCGCCUGAUGUUCUGCAGACUGCCUCCUCAAGCUGGACAACUGUCUGAGCCCGUUAGUCAGCAACGCGCCGGAGAGCAUGCAAGAACCGCCCCUCAGGGCUUCCAGGCGUACCACGGUCAUCAUGCGUAUGGCUUGACCCUCAUGUCUGGCAAGAAUCCUGAAGAUCCCACCGGCGCUACCGAUCUGCUGUUGGGCGUGACGAGGCCAGCCGCAUGGAAGACGUUUAGCGCACCGGUCGCCCCAGCCACCUACUCCCAAACUGGUCCUCACAACGCAUCGCAGAAUGACACAGAUUCUGCGACGUUUGUGCUCAUACGGGGUGCCACGUGGGAUAUUCAGGAGGUUGUCAAUGCUUCUACUGCCACAGCGAUCUCAGCGGCCAAUGCAGUGUCGCCUUUGGUGGCGCAAUUCAUCUUGCCGCCGCGCAUCGUCCUGGUGCUCACUAACUCCGGCAUCAACGUCAUCACGGAGGUGCGCCCUAUGGACACCUUGUGCAGCAUUCUGGAGGGCUCAACGGGAGUUGAUGCAUCAUUGCUGCACUUCAUUGAACUGUGAGUGCCGGGAGCGGAGACCAUCUGCGUGCCCCUCUGUUGUGUUGACCCGAUUUGCGCGACUCUAUUUUCUCAGCUGGGGCGCCAAUCAGACCUGUGCCAUGGCGCUAGCUGUUGCAACCCGCAACUCUCAAUUACUGCUUGCGCCGGAAACCUUGCUUGCUGGAACCAAGGGAGGUGUUCAGCAGGCUGAGACGCGCAUGCUGGGUGCGGAAGUGGUCUCGUCCGCGUGGCGGACCUAUUUCGACUUUGGAGGAUCUCCCCGAUACGAGCCGCCGCCUCGACCGAGCAUGUCGCCCUCAGACGGUCACACGUUCUACAGUGCCAAGUACCACGGCUUGACUAUUUACCUGGCACGACUUGUACGUUCGUUCUGGACGAAGAAUGUGACUCAGAGGACGGUUGUACCGGGCGAAGGAGAGCGCCAGCAAGCAGCUAUUGGCAGUGCCACGCUCUCAGCAGCCCAAAAGGAUUUACGAUCCCUGCAGACUUUCUUGACUCAGAAUGCCCAGCUCUUCGGGAUUGGAUCCAAUGCGCGAGGCAAAGCUGGAGCAGGCGCCAAUGAUGUCAACCAGAUCGCUUUUCAACAGGAGCAAGAAGCGUUCGAUGCGCUUCGACAACUGCUUGCGCGGACCAUUGAGGCGAUAUCCUUCGUCUUAUUGCUGAUCGACUAUCGUCUGCCAUCGAUCGUAUCGCGAUGCAAACCAGAAUCGCAAACGAAGCUGUCGCAGCUGACAUUCUCCGGUCUUGUCACCACAUCAGAUGGGAGCGAAGUGGCUAGGAACCUUGUCGAAGCGGUCAUCGAUUCUCAAAUGGCUGCUCAAGUCAGCAUCGACGCAGUGGCGGAAGUGUUGCAAGAGCGGUGCGGAGGCUUUUGCAACGCCGAUGACGUACGACUCUAUAAAGCGCUGGAAAGCCUGAGAAAGGCGCGAGAAGCGCAGAACGAUGGUCAAAAGCAAGAUUUGCUUCGCGAAAGCGCACGAUUGCUCAACCGCGCUUCCGCGCAUUUGCCUUUCGAGAAGCUGGAGACUAUAUGCAAGGACUACCGCGAACUUGGGUUCGACAGUGGCGCAAUCGAACUUCCUCUCAGGUGCGCCGCACAGUGGGACAUCAAUGGAGCGGCUUUGUCCUAUCGCAACGAUGGCAUGCCGGCUGGCGACGUCUCCCGUCAGCAAGUCUUCGAAGGGAGCAUGAAGUGCUACACCCUCGUCAUUGCCGCGCUCGAGGCUCUAGAUGCUCAAGUAGCGCAAGUACACCAAAGCGCAGAUCCUGCUGUUCAAUCCACAUGUGAGUCAUGCUGUGGCUCAUCUUGGCGUGUCAACGACAAUGCUCAUGUACACCUGCCUGCGUGCUCAUCGCCAUCAAGUGAGGUCGUUGGAGAUCCGACGAAAAGACGCGUAUCUGCAAGCCGAAGGUGCUUCCGACGUCCUGUUCCACGACGCCCUGUACGACUGGCUACUUUCGCGCGGAAAGACAGACGAGCUGCUCCGCAUGCGAACGCCAUACAUCGAGGAAUAUCUGCGUUCGGAGCCCGUCACUUUGCAGAGGUGUCUGUUAUUGUGCGACUGGUACACGAACGUUGGGCAAAAUUACGCUGCGGCCCAGGUGUACGCCGGUCUAGCGUCAUCCACAGAGUGAGUCGUCCAGCUCAUGCGCCCCAAAGCUUCUCGUGCUCAUCCUGUCGCCCCCAAAGGCUCGAUCUGCGGCUUGAAGAUCGGGUAGAAUACCUCGCCAAAGCUUCCAGCCAUGCAAAGUCUUCUCAUGUGCACGGCAACGAUGUCGUGGAAUUCAUCACGAAUGUCGACGACUCGCUCGAGACUGCGCGCGUGCAGGUCGAGGUCUACUCCUUCACUCGAGACGCUCCAGAUGACUUUAUCGAGCCUUCAACCAAGCAAGAAAUAUUGCAAAUUUUGGACGCUGAGCUCUUGACUAUGUCAACAGUGAGUGGCGCACCGCCACUAGUGCUACGACAGGUUCGCAUCCUCCCUUCCGCUUCGAUGGAUGUUCUGACACUUGCCUUGCGCCCGCAGCUGUACAAGGCGUUCGCCCAGCCAUAUUCUAUGCACGAAGUGAAACUCAUGAUUUACGAAAUUUCGGAGCACGACGACCCCGCUCUAGUUGAGCAAGAAUGGAAUGAGCUCAUUCUCGAAGGUGAGCUCACAAGGCCUUGCCUUCAACGGUGAGGUACCUGCCUCCGAAUCUGAUCUGGCUUGGUUCUCUUGCUCAUAUGCGCAGCUGAGGAGAGUGCUGCGCCUGAGCAACGUUUCGAAAGGGUUGGUGUGCUCAUAGUUGAUCUAGGAAAACGCUUCAUCGGCUCUAGCAUCGCCUUUCCGAUCGGUGAGCCGUGCGAAGCACUUGAGGAUCUGUGUCGCCGUCCUCGCCCGGCCUUGCUGACUCAAUGUUGUCUUGGUGUGUAGACAUCCUGCUGGCUAGGCUACUGCGGUACGCGUUCGAGAACAGAGAGUCGCAAGAAAUACCUCUCGGCUGGGCUUCCUCGACGCUCAUUUUGGCAGGCGCUGCCCAAGAAGAGGUUUACGACGUCGAAGAUAGCCUCUUCGAGAUGAAGCGAGAGCCUUUCAACUCGGAUGCCGGGGUACAUUUCCUGCUCGCAGAAAUUGGCGCUUUGCUGACGAAUUGGCUGGACGACCUGUCUUCCGGCUAUGCCCGGAGUGGUUUCCCAGCCAAGAGAGUGGACGACUCUAUUGGCGUUUACCUUUCUGCGUUGAGCGGGCAGCAAGCUGCUUUGCCGCCUCGAUCGGCAUCUCACCUGCCUGAAAUUCAGGAGACCGUCAACGGAUUCAAGGCCCUGCACGAAAGAGUCCGAAGGACUUUCUGA
Molecule: messenger RNA, 4780 nt
Organism: Ceraceosorus bombacis
Lineage: Eukaryota; Fungi; Basidiomycota; Exobasidiomycetes; Ceraceosorales; Ceraceosoraceae
Source: the annotation of a GenBank genome assembly